GUGGUCCCAUGUCGUAUAUAUGUGCGCAAAACCAACCAAACAACGGGCAGCACAUUACAGUCCAACUGGAGUUGAAUGUUAUCUUAUAAUAUUCACAGAGAACCCCUGAGCACCAUUCUAUCUUGAUUUAACCAUCUCCAAGUUUUUGCAAGGGUAAGCUUGCCCGCCUGUGGCAUGGAGAUCCAAAUCGUGGAGUAUUCCCGCGCUCUGCAAGUCGCCUGGGACUGCUAAGGCCUUUGGCAUUAACACAAUCCCCUUUAUAUCACACGUAUAUAUCAACAUCCUAGCGCCUACUCACUCCUGAUCGUUACAACUUCCCGCCAGACAGUGUUGCAGAACGUCGUGUUUGCAGAGCCACCAUCUUGUUAAAAAGAAACCAUUGGAGGAGAAGACAAGCGUGGACGUCCUCCGAUGAGGCCUGUUGUCUUUUGAUUCAGAGCAAAUACUUUCGUUUUGGAUUCAAGAGGAUUAUUGCAAGAUACAAGUCGCUGCGUCUUCCCCUUACAUUGAGGAACAGGUGCAGACAAUCUAAAUAUGGCUCUGGUAUGGAGUACCGUAGUCCUGCUGCUUCAUGUGGUCAGCGCGAUUCUUUUCCUUGUUCCUACGUCAUUGACGAGCGGCUUGCGGUACCCAGACAUCAAAGAAGUCCAGCUCAGAAGGGGCCCCAACGCCGGCUGCCGGGUACGAGAAUACCGGGAUCACGAGGUGGUAGUGCCAGGAUGUAGACCUCAGGCCAUACUGGUCAGAGGCUGCUUCGGUCAGUGUCAAUCCUACGAGGUGCCCAUUUUACUACCGCCGCACAAAGUGUCGCAUCACAAGAUGUGCUCGUACGAAGAGGUAAAGUGGCGGACCGUGGAGCUACAGGACUGCGAGCCGGGUGUCAACCGGACCUACUCUUACCCUUACGCGGUAAAGUGCCGAUGUAGACGAUGCGACCCCUCGGACACCUACUGUGCGGGGAUUUAAACAUCAGGCAAAAAUAUUCUGAGGCUUAACAUACUACAGACUACUGUCCGACCGUCCUCAUCUUUACACAUUUUAAAUGUCUGUGUAACUUGUAUGUUUUAUUUUAACUGAAUAUUACUAGUUUUCUUGAUUCUCGGAAUCGGCAACCCUCAAAAGGCUUUUAUUUUGGGUUGAAUUUGCGCACAAGCAAAUCCUCCCUGUUAGUAGACUGGUUGUUACAACAUUAUCGAUUCUGACUUGGGAGCGUAUGACCAGUCUAUCCAGUGAAGAUCUGAUUUGUUGGGCCGCAAAAUGAUUCAAAAAUUGUGAUGUAAAACGUUGGCCAGUUAGUUUGUUUCAUUCAAAAGUGGGUAACCUUGUAUAGCAAGGGGAAAAAUAGCACUUUUAUUAAUUUACACUGUAACUAUUUGUGCAUGAAAUGCAUGUAGCGCAUUGUGUCCUAAUCCUCACAAACAACACGACGCAGAAUAUGACAAGAGUACAAAUGAAUUUGAUUGAAAUACCUUUUAUUUUCCACCUGAACAGGUAUCUUAUCCUCUAAACCUUUGCAGCAUCAUAAAUAUGUCAAAAUAUUAAAGAAAUUGCACAUAUGAAAGACAGUUGCACAGUGGGCUUACAGUAAAAUGUUUCAGUGUUUUAUAAGCACUAUUGGAAAGGAUAAAAAUCACUUCUUUUACAUAAUCACUUUUUACAUCAAUUAGUCUUUAUCUCUUUCAGCCAAGGGUACGAAUCAUGUUUGUCUUGACCAGGCUGUUCAAAAAGGUAUUGUUUUUUUCUGUUAAAAAAAAAAAUUUAAAAGAAGACUUAAACUACCUUACACUCUCAAAACGCUGGUUAAAUUUUUUUCUGGUUAAAAAGGUCGGUUAAAAUUAUAACCAACUUUGUGUUACAUUGUCCAUUUUGCCCAACUGUUGCUUAACAAGUGAACUGCCUAACAGUUGGUUGAAAUAAAAUAACCAACGUUGGGCAAAAUUUACAUAACGUUGGUUAAAGGUUUAAUCACAUUUUUAAACCAAUACAUUUUUAACCAGCGUUUUGAGGGUGUAGGUUGCGAGAAGUUCAACUGUUAAGCAUAUGCGUUAUAGUUUCCUGAAGAGAGUUAAAUGCAAAGAAAGCUUUUGCACACAGUUACAUCUAAUCAUAGAUGAGAAGUACUAUGAACGAAAUUCAGUUGUAAAGUGCAUGCAUGCUUUUGUUUAUAGUUACAAAUCACCGAUUCACAUACUUGUUUUUGCAAAAACUAUUAAAAUGUUGAUUUGAGCUGCUUUGAAAAAAUAUGUUUUUGAGCUGAAAUAUAAUAAUUGUAGAAUAAAAUGUACAAUAACUGUUUGAAUUAAAUUGCAAACACUGUGACAUAUUGUGGUGACUGUAUGAUAAGUAUUUGAAGCAGGAAAUAAAUGUGUAGGCCUACAACAGUUCAUUGCACAAAAUAAAACACGACAGUUGCACUGCCAUUCUCUAACGUAAACGUAAACAAGAGAUGCAA
Molecule: messenger RNA, 2452 nt
Organism: Patiria miniata (bat star)
Lineage: Eukaryota; Metazoa; Echinodermata; Asteroidea; Valvatida; Asterinidae
Product: glycoprotein hormone beta-5-like
Exons: 3
Coding region: 535-966 (143 amino acids)
Biological process (GO): G protein-coupled receptor signaling pathway
Cellular component (GO): extracellular region; cytoplasm
Molecular function (GO): hormone activity
Source: RefSeq, a predicted model, not a curated record